Messenger RNA from Pristis pectinata (smalltooth sawfish), 4931 nucleotides. RefSeq names its product receptor-type tyrosine-protein phosphatase-like N. The record is from RefSeq and is a predicted model, not a curated record. Gene Ontology annotation, molecular function: protein tyrosine phosphatase activity. The coding region runs from base 148 to 2745 and encodes 865 amino acids. Lineage: Eukaryota; Metazoa; Chordata; Chondrichthyes; Rhinopristiformes; Pristidae. Gene Ontology annotation, cellular component: secretory granule. Gene Ontology annotation, biological process: protein dephosphorylation. The transcript is spliced from 22 exons.
GGGCGGACUGCGCGCACCCGUGCGGCAGCGGAGCGCGGCUGGCGCAGCGGAGAGCGCAGCCCGGGAGCGGCACCGGGGCAUGUAAGCGGCUGAAGGUCACCCCCGGGGUCCUGCCUUCCCUCCCUCCCUCCAGCCGCCAGCCCGAGGAUGAGGAAGCCGAGGAGCGAGCUCCGUGCCCUGCUCUCCCUGCACCUGCUGCUGCUGCUGGCCCCGGGCACGGCCAGACCCGCCGCCCGCAUCCACGGAUGUCUGUUUGACGAGAGGCUCUGCUCAGCUCAGGAGCGCUGUGUGAUUGAUGGACUCUUCGGGCAUUGCCAGGAUGCCUUGCUGCCAGUCAGGACCGAGUAUGACGUGUCCCCUGCUGUCCUGGGGCGACUUCGGGAGGUGUUGAGGCAGCUGUUGCUACAAGGGUUGUCAUGGCAAGAUGACAUCACCCAGUAUGUGAUCGCCAUGGAGAUGGAAAAGGUCCCAAAACUCCACCCCCAGCAGCAGCAACUGUCCACUGUGAUGGGAGAUGAGAGAUUCCCGUUGCCCACAGGCAAAGGCCAGCGCCCAGCGAGCGUUCCUCUGGAGCAGUGGCCGGCCACAGAGAUUAUUCGCUACCUGAAGUUCAUUCUGUACGGCAGCAAACCCGAGCUGUCUUUGGGUCAUGGCGUUAACAGGGAUCUCGUGGGGCCCUAUCCCAUCGGGAAGAGUGGGAACGUGUUGGACCUGAGGGGCGAGGAGGAGAGGAGCCCGCAGAGGAGGGCAGGCCUCGAUGGGGUCAACGACCCGGACUAUCCCAGUGACCACGGCAACCGCUACUGGCCAACCUAUGACGACUCCCAGGACCAAAGACUAAAAUACCCAAACAGGAUAAAGGACAUCAAUGUUGGGUCCAACACACCUCGACCUCAGGCAGCUGCAGAGGACUUGGGCGGCCUACUUCAGAAGAAGGCCUCUGCGUUGGAUGGACACAGGCAGCAGCGGAAAGGGGUGGAAUCCCGGAUCAUGGACACACCGCCUCCCAACCGAGCUGGCGCCUGGAGCCAGGAGUGGAGGGCUGGCAAGGAAGUGGGAUCCGCCGGGAACAGGGAGGCAAGCGGCCGGAGAGUCCAGGCGGCGGCUGUGGAGCUGGGGCUGUCCCAGGAGGAGGUGGAUCUGCCCCCCAAGGGCUUUCCGAAAGCCGGUGAAGGUCACCAACCGGAGUGGGCUCCCACUGCAGCCUCACCCAACAAGGAAGAGUACGCCUACAUCGUCACUGACAAGAAACCCCUGACUCUAUCCGAUGGGAUCAAGUUACUGGAAUCCUUGGCUCUGAGGCUGCAUCUUGCCACCGUGAAUUUCAUCAACAUCAGUGUCAUUGGACCAGCGUUGACUUUCAGACUGAGGCACAAUGACCACAACCUGACGGUCGAAGAAGUGGCCAGUAAAGCUGUUGCUGACAAAGCCGAUUUGGAAGCGGAGACUGGUCUGAAGAUCAUCCAGGCGGGUGUUGGUGAGAGGAACACCUUUCACCUGCUGCCAAAGCCAGCGAGGCACAGCGACACCUUCCGAUUCCUGCUUCUGACGUUCAUCGCCGUGGCCUGCAUCGCGGGAAUACUGAUCGCGGGAGCCGUCAUCUUCUGCCUGAGGCAAAAUGCCAAGCAGCGGCAGAAGGAGAAGCUGGCUGGGAUGGGUGGUGAGGGGGCGACGGACACCUCCCUCGAAUAUCAGGAACUGUGCAGACAGCACAUGGCGGCCAAGUCGUCCUACAGCCGCACGGAAACGGUGGACACCUCCCGGGUCAGCAGCGUCUCCUCGCAGUUCAGCGACGCUCCCCAGGCCAGCCCCAGCUCCCACAGCAGCACCCCCUCCUGGUGCGAGGAGCCCGUGCAGUCCAACAUGGACAUCUCCACCGGUCACAUGAUCCUGUCGUACAUGGAGGACCACCUGAAGAUCAAGGACCGUCUGCACAAGGAGUGGGAGGCCCUGUGUGCCUACCAGGCUGAGCCCAAUGCUUGCUCCAUCGCACAGAGCGAGGCUAACAUCAAAAAAUGCCGGAAUCCCACCUUUGUUCCUUAUGACCAUAACCGCAUGGUCCUGAAAGCCGAGGUCAAUCCAUCGCGGACAGACUUCAUCAAUGCCAGCCCGAUCAUCGACCACGACCCCCGGAUGCCGGCCUACAUCGCCACCCAAGGACCCCUCUCGCACACCAUCCCCGACUUCUGGCAGAUGGUCUGGGAGAAUGGCUGCACGGUGAUCGUCAUGCUGACCCCGCUGGUGGAGGACAGUGUUCGGCACUGCGACCGCUACUGGCCCGACGAAGGCUCUUCCCUCUACCACAUCUACGAGGUCAACCUGGUCUCUGAGCACAUCUGGUGUGAGGACUUCCUGGUCCGCAGCUUCUACCUCAAGAACCUGCAGUCACAAGAGACGCGCACCCUCACCCAGUUCCACUUCCUCAGCUGGCCCGCCGAGGGAAUCCCUUCCUCCACCCGCCCGUUGCUGGACUUCCGCAGGAAAGUCAACAAGUGCUACAGAGGCCGUUCCUGCCCCAUAAUCGUACACUGCAGUGAUGGCGUGGGAAGAACUGGAACCUACACUUUAAUCGAUAUGGUCCUCAACAGAAUGUCCAAAGGUGUGAAGGAGAUCGAUAUUGCUGCUACUCUGGAACACAUACGAGACCAAAGGCCGGGAAUGGUGUGCACCAAGGACCAGUUUGAAUUCGCCUUGACCGCCGUGGCAGAGGAAGUCAACGCCAUCCUGAAGGCGUUGCCCCAGUGAACUCGCUGCAUUCUGCUCGACUGGCCUCCCCCCGUCCCCUGAGCCACAGCCAGUCACCACAGCUGCUUCAUCCUCCAUCGUUUACCCCCAGCGCAGCCUGUACCUCCUUUGUGUCCUCUGUUCCGUUUCGUGUCUCUCCGCGGAAAACGCCAGUGCGCAGUGCAGUACGCUUCCCGUGAAGGGGUUCCUCCUCGUGUGCAAUGGUUCAGAGUUCCUCAAGGGCGCUCCCUACUAAAUGGUGGGUCCCCUACUGUUGGUCGGGGUUCAAUCCCAGCUAUCCCCCAGUAGAACUUAACAGACACAGCCCCUGGAUCCCCUGAUCCCCUUCUCUCUCCGCCAUCACCGAUCUCUGAGUGAACGUAAAACUGUGAGUAAACCUGACUAAUAGCACCCUGCUGAACCUCGCUCUAUCAUUGGAGCGUAAGUACCUGGGAACACCAGAAACAGUGCGGGGAGGGAAGCUGGCGAUAGCUGGUGACAGUGGUUACCACAACCACUCUUACAUCUCUCCUGAUGGAAUUAAAUGGGAAUAGAAGGGAGAAAGGCAGCCUUUAUACAAAGGGAUUUGGGUAUGAGAUUUAGGCGGUACAGUGGCCUACCUUUCAGCUUCAGGGACCCGGUUUGAACCUGACCUCGGGUCUUGUUUGUGUAGAAUUUACACCUUCUCUCCAUGACUAUGUUGACUUCCUCCCACUUUGCAAAGGCGCGCUGGGAGGUUAAUUGACUGUAAAUUGUCCCUGGUAUAGGUUAGUGACAAAAGGAAUUGAAAGGCAAGACAAUGGGCAUGUGAGUGAGUGCGAGGGAGGGAGGGAGGAUAAGUUGCAGAGGUGAAGGCAAAUAUGAACAAGGGGAAUUGGGACUGAUGGGAUUGGAUGGGAGCUAUUAUGGAGCCAAAGGGCUGAAUGGCUGCCUCCUGUCUCAUUUACAAGAGCAAGAAAUAAAAUCACAAAAUGUGAGCCAUACUUAGCGGGGCAGUUGGUGUCUGCGGAGUGAGUAAAGGAGUUAACGUUUCAGGUCGAUGACUUUCCUCCAGUUCUGACCAAGGGUCUUCAACCUAAAACAUUGACUCUCUUCCUCUGUCCACAGAAGCUGUCUGACCUGCCGAGCAUUUUUUUGUUUUUAGUACAGAUUUCAAGCGACCUGUGAGCUUUCUGAUUUUUGAUAUCUGAGGUGGUGGUAAUUUUUAGGUACUGCAUAGGUGGGUAUUCCCCCAGGCUGGGUGAAAAGGCAGGUUUAACAUGACAUCAGCCCUGAUCCUCAAAUGUGUUGUGUAACAGAACAUAGAACAUAGAACACUACACCACAGUACAGGCCCUUCGGCCCACAAUGUUGUGCCAACGUUUUAUCCUGCUCUAAGAUCUAUCUAACCCUUCCCUCCCACAGCACAUGCCAACAGUCAAAUUGGAUCAAAAUUGGCCCCUUACAACUGUUACACUCUUUGACUGAUUGAUCUGCACACUAUUUAUUCCAACUGUAGACUUUUUUUCGUUUCAGAACCUGCUACAAAUGGUGAGAUGGUUAGCUGUAACAAUCAACACCAGGGAAAUUUUUUUUUAAUCAAUUCUUUUAAAUAUAAGGCAUUAAACACACACUGAACCCUUGCUCUCAAACCCUUAUCGCAUUUGUGACACAGUUCCAGUGGAUCCUGUUAUUUGGCACAGAUUACUGAUGGAGCAGUUCUCCACCUAUUUCAAAGCCCCAGCUCUCUUUCUCUCGGUCUACUUUGGUCCCUCCCUUGCGUGGGACCUCCAACAACAGUCUCCCUCGCUGAGAUGGUCCAACUGAUGGGACCUGUUCCAUGACAUUUUAAUGCAAGACGAUGAAGGAAAUCACCAGCUAUCUGCAUCCUUGGCUUGGCUUUGUACAGGGUGAGGGCAGGAGGGAAGGAAGGGAAUCCCAUGCAGCUUCCAAAUUGGGUGUGACAACUAACGUGCAUCCAAUCGGUUUCAGCGCUCCCUGAGUUAAAGUUCAGACAGAAAUCCGAGCCCCUGAGACUGAUGCAUUACUCUGUGUGUGUGGGGGGAGAAAAAACGUGAUAUAAAUAACCUGCUGCUUUGUGACUCCCAAACUUGUGGUCAAACCUCCCAGUGCAGCAUCUCAUUCCAAACCUUCAGAGAAAAUUUCUAAAAAAAAAAUUUAAAUUUAAUUUUGUAUUUUGAUGUGAAUAAAGUUGUUUGUGAGGUCUG